GUUCUGCAUGAUCGGAUCGGCAGAGUGGGUAGGAUCGGGCAGGAUGGGCAGGAUGGGGCCCCUGGGCAGGAUGGUGUUGAAAGGUGUGGAACGUGUGAAGUCCUCGAGGGUAGAAUUACUAACCUGUAUGCACGUAACAGGCAUCACAGGCAUUGUAUUUAGUGUGGAUGCGAAUUAGGAAAAUGGAGGACGAUAAAGUGAAAGACGAUCGAUUUCGUCCAAUUUUAAAAAUAAGUCCCCUCUAUCUACCUAUCUUGUGAACUUGUGCACAUAAUCCAAGUCAUGUAGUGGUACACACGUCAGAACUUCAUGUCUGUAUCACCAGGAUUCUUGUAAGCCGCUUUCUGACACAACCCACAGUCCGUCAUGUGUGAUGAUCAAGUUUCAGGCUCACAAAAGAUUCUGCAGUCCGUUGCAGCAGGAGUGCCAAAAAUUGUAGUACAGAGAGCUGAGGAAAUAUUUCCUGCUGUAAAACAAAUGAUGAACUGCUUGAAUUCACAGAAAGAAGUACCAGGCUCACAUAGUGAGGCCUGUUUGUCAUUGUCUCUCAGUGGAGUUCAGGCUGUCAACAUAAAAGUUGAAGAAGUCUCAGAUAUGGAAGGUGGGGAGGAUCCUGUGCCAAUGCCAGUUGUAGGAAUAAAGGCUGCACAUGAGGAGGAUGUACCAGCCUCGCAUAGUGAGGCCUGUUCAUCAUCUUCUCUCAGUGGAGUUCAGGCUGUCAACAUAAAAGUUGAAGAAUAUUCAGAUAUGGAGGGUGGGGAGGAUCCUGUGCCAAUGACAGUUGUAGGAAUAAAGGCUGAACAUGAGGACUGUCCACAUCCACACGAAGAUGUCCCAGGUUCAUAUACUGACACAUGUCCUACAACUUCUCAUGGUGCAUUUCAGGCCAUCAGUAUAAAAGAUGAGGAGGUCUCGGAUGUUGAAGAGGUGGAGGAUCCAUUGUCGAUAUCAUUUCCAGGAAUAAAGGCUGAACAUGCGAGUGUGCUGAAUCACCAUCAAUUCAUACAAAGUGAGUGUCCAUUUCCCUGUGAUGUUGAUAAUAAGUCAUUCACCCGUAGUAGUCGUCUGAAGAGACAUCUGCAUAAACAUGCUGCAGCCCGAUCAUUUUCUUGUGAUGUUUGUAAUAAAUCAUUCAGUAGGCGGGAUUAUUUGAAGGAACAUCAACGCGUACAUAGUGGGGAGCGGCCAUAUUCUUGUGAUGUUUGUAAUAAAACAUUCAGUAGGCUCAAUUUUUUGAAGGCUCAUCAGCCCAUACAUAGUGGGAAGCGGGCAUUUUCCUGUGAUGUUUGUAAUAAAUCAUUCAUUAGGCGCUGUUGUUUGAAGGCUCAUCAGCCCAUACAUAGUGGGAAGCGGGCAUUCUCCUGUGCAGUGUGUAAUAAGUCAUAUACCACUAGCAGUGCAUUGGCAAUGCAUAAACGCAUACAUAGUGAUGAGCGGCCAUUUUCCUGUGAUAUGUGUAAUAAAACAUUCGGUAGGCAGGAUUGUUUGAAGGAACAUCAACGCGUACAUAGUGGGGAGCGGCCAUAUUCUUGUGAUGUUUGUAAUAAAACAUUCAGUAGGCUCAAUUUUUUGAAGGCUCAUCAGCCCAUACAUAGUGGGGCGCGGCCAUUCUCCUGUGCAGUGUGUAAUAAGUCAUUUAGCACUAGCAGUACGCUGGCAGUGCAUAAACGCAUACAUAGUGAGGAGCGGCCAUUUUCCUGUGAUAUGUGUAAUAAGUCAUAUACCACUAUCAGUGCCCUGAAGGUACACCAACGCAUACAUACUGGGGAACGGCCAUUUUCCUGUGCUGUGUGUAGUAAGUCAUUUGCCACUAACAAUGUGCUGACGGUACAUAAACGCAUACAUAGUGAGGAGCGGCCAUUCUCCUGUGAUAUGUGUAAUGAGUCAUGUGUGUCUAAGUUUCAGCUUAAGGUACAUCUACGCAAACAUAGUGGAGAGCGGUUAUUUUCCUGUGAUAUGUGUACUAAUUCAUAUACCACUAGCAGUGCCCUGAAUGUACACAAACGCAUACAUAGUGGCGAGCGGCCAUUUUCCUGUGAUAUGUGUAAUAAAUCAUUUAUUUUGAAAUGUCAUUUGAAGGCACAUCAACAUGUAUGCAGUCGGUAAAGGUAAAGUUGUCCCUUUGCUUAAUUAAUUAAGCACAAUGCCUUGAAGACAUUGAGGGAACAAGAUCUGGUCAUUACAGCAGAAUUGCUUUGCCAGUCCCUGUUGGGGAUGGAUGUUGUCAUAUGAUAAUUUUAAUAUGUUUCUUGGUUUACAGAGUGGGCACAUCAAUGCAUGCACACUGGGAGGUGUCAAUUCCUAUGUUAUUUGUGAAAAUAAUUUGGUACAGAGGGUCACCUCAAAUACAGCAAUGUAUUAUCCUCUAAGGUACAAAUGUUAAAUAUAUCUAACAGCAAGUAACACUCCACUGUGGCUGAAUGAUAGAUUUAUCGAAUGCAGUACAAGCAGUACAUGUGCAAGCUUUGGGAGUGCUGGUAGUUUGAUCUUGGACCGCCUCUGUGGUCUAGUUGUUAGCAUUCCUGGCUACAGAUCCAAAGGUCUGGGUUCGAUUCCUGGC
This is a messenger RNA of Cryptotermes secundus, 2560 nucleotides long. RefSeq names its product zinc finger protein OZF-like. Gene Ontology annotation, molecular function: DNA-binding transcription factor activity; RNA polymerase II cis-regulatory region sequence-specific DNA binding. NCBI's taxonomy places the organism in Eukaryota, Metazoa, Arthropoda, Insecta, Blattodea, Kalotermitidae. The record is from RefSeq and is a predicted model, not a curated record. The transcript has 6 exons. The coding region runs from base 367 to 2106 and encodes 579 amino acids. Gene Ontology annotation, biological process: regulation of transcription by RNA polymerase II.